Messenger RNA from Panthera uncia (snow leopard), 550 nucleotides. Its product is annotated as zinc finger protein 789-like. Gene Ontology annotation, biological process: regulation of DNA-templated transcription. The transcript has 3 exons. Bases 108 to 383 code for a protein of 91 amino acids. The record is from RefSeq and is a predicted model, not a curated record. Lineage: Eukaryota; Metazoa; Chordata; Mammalia; Carnivora; Felidae.
GGUUAGAGGAGGGGCGGCGACCUGUCACGGGUCCUGCCCCGAACCUGGAGAGGGAAGCCCGGCCAUGGGGGCCGCCGCAGGUGGACACUGAGGUCUUCCUGGAGGAGAUGGCACCGCGGAGGGUCGGAAGCAGGUCUAGGAAGAGAGGAGCUCGUGUGAUGGGACGGUCUAGACUGAUGGCUGCAAUCCUGCCCCAUCUCCAAGACCAGGAUGUGGAAGCUGUAUUCGUGACAGCUGGGUGGAAGGAGUCGCUGUCAUUUGAGGAUGUGGCUGUGUACUUCACUAGAGAAGAGUGGGACAAACUUGACUGGGCCCAGAAGGACCUCUACAGAGACGUGAUGCUGGAGAAUUACAGGAACAUGAUCUUGCUGGGUAAUGAAUGACUUGGCUUGAAGAUUUGGCUCCGAGUGUCUACACAAGUGCUCAGCCCCUUAUUUGCAAUUCUAAAAUCAGAAAAGCUUUGCAAACUAGAAGUUUUUUCAUAACUCAUCUGGCUGUAAGACCCAACCUGAAGUGUUCAGGUGGUAAAACCUGAUCUCUUCUACUGGAA